GAAUAUGCGGUUCAUAGCAUUUCAACUAACCAAGCAGCUAAACGCUUAACGCCAAAAUAAUAAAAGAUUAUAAUUUAGUUGUCUUAAUCUCAAAGCAAGCUAACGGAACAAUUCAACGAUACGAAUUUUGAAAACUUAAAAACUGUCGUUCGUGUUUUUGCCAACAAUUUGUUGUAGUUGUCGUUGUUGUCAACCGGUCAUCAGCUCACACACUCGUUAGUCGCAUUCCCGGCGCGGAGGAGCCUUGUCGGUCGGUUGUGUCGCAAUUGUUUAUUUAAUUUCUCGCUGUUGUUGCUGACUUUGUUGUUGUUUGCAUACCCUCCACUGUGACAUCGCCUGGGUCCAAAUCAUUACUCAUUGCUGGCAGCUGGCAUUUUGGAACAUCAAACAAAAACAAACAAAGGCGAAAGCACGAGUUGCCACGAAACCGAAACAUGCGUUCACCGGCAUUAGCAUUUGUCAUAUGCGUGGCGUUGGCCAUGGUCUUUAUGACGCAGGCGGAACACAAUGCGCAUUGCAAGGAACUGAAUCAAGUGAACUGUUAUAUGGGUCAGAAUGAGGGCUACUUCUGCAAUAAGAAUCAACAUACCGCCACACAGACGCGCUGGUUCUUCGACAAAGGCGCUUGCAAAAAAUUCAAUUACAAGGGCUGCUAUGGCAAUCGGAACCGCUUCUGCACGAAGGAGGCCUGCGAACGGCGCUGCCUGGGAUAAGGUUGUGUGUGCACCUGAAAACGGAGGAGUUGAUAAUGUGGAAGCGCGUGGAGCAAACGCUAAUAUUUGUUGUUUUCUCGCGUGUGUGUGAACGGCAGAAAAUUUAGUAACUCAAAAAGAAGCACGCAGUGUCGAAGUGCCUCUGGAAAUUGAUUAUCACUUAUACUUGUAGUAAUGUAGCGUUUUGACUUAAUAUACUAGAGUUUAAGAUUUUAUAAAUGUGUGUAGUUAUGUAAUUUGUAUAAUUAAUGUGUGUGUUUGUAAUCAUAAAAAAAUUAUUUAUUUUCUGCAAAAUAAAUGUAGUGAGCAUUUAAUGGA
Messenger RNA from Zeugodacus cucurbitae (melon fly), 1031 nucleotides. RefSeq names its product carboxypeptidase inhibitor SmCI. Lineage: Eukaryota; Metazoa; Arthropoda; Insecta; Diptera; Tephritidae. The record is from RefSeq and is a predicted model, not a curated record. The coding region runs from base 435 to 713 and encodes 92 amino acids. The transcript has 2 exons. Gene Ontology annotation, molecular function: serine-type endopeptidase inhibitor activity.